AUGCGUCGAGAGGAAAUGGUCAAAAACGUUUUGUACGCAGCAGGGCUGUUGAUCAAGAGCCUGCUGUUAUGCUGUACAGCUGCAGAGCAAUGGGAGGCUACGGGCCAGCCGGAAGUUUCCAAGUUUGGUAUGAUGCUACAACGCCAUAUUUUCAAGAGGAUCGCGGGGGCUGGUCUUUCAGAUGUGUGCUUGCGGGAAUGCUAUGCUGACGUCAGAUGUCAAAGUUUCAACUACGUCUUUACGCAAGACAUUUGUGAACUGAGCAACCGAACCAAGGAGGCCAGACCAGAGGAUUAUGUUCCGAACCCUGAAAGAUUUUACUUUAAGCGAGAUUACAAAAGAGGUUUGUAUAUUUUUGACUGUCUUCUUCCC
Molecule: messenger RNA, 372 nt
Organism: Pocillopora meandrina
Lineage: Eukaryota; Metazoa; Cnidaria; Anthozoa; Scleractinia; Pocilloporidae
Source: the annotation of a GenBank genome assembly